Molecule: messenger RNA, 1378 nt
Organism: Daldinia decipiens
Lineage: Eukaryota; Fungi; Ascomycota; Sordariomycetes; Xylariales; Hypoxylaceae
Exons: 1
Coding region: 165-1259 (364 amino acids)
Source: RefSeq, a predicted model, not a curated record
CUUUAAACUUCCCAACAUCAACUUACCUUUUCCCUACGUGCGUAUCUACGAGGUAUAUAUAUAUAUAUAUAUAUAUACAUCAUCUAGACACUGCACAGGCUGCUUUUUUUAUUCUAGUAAAAUCAAUCAUACAGAAAGAGAACUCAACCUGCCGAACUGGCAGCAUGCGACGCACCCCAAUGACGAAGCGUAAAGCGUGCUUUAUAGCAUGUAUCCUUCCUUGCGCAGCAGUAUACUACUGUAUAAAAUACACUUUUCGCGCCGUCGAAGAAACCCUCGAUGCAGUAGACAGCGCCCGACAACGCCACCGCAUUAAGACGCGCAAGCGCCCCAAAUCAAAGCCUCUAGCUGUAAUCCCGUCCGUGUCUAAGAGAACAUCCGCUUCUGCCCCCAUCAAAACUUCCUUCCUACACCUCCCCCCGGAGAUCCGCCUCAUGAUAUACCGCCUGGUCUUCGGGGGCCCGGCCAUCAUGCAAGUCCGCUCCACGUACUCGAUGCGGGGCCCCCGCCCCGAGACAUGGGUGUCUGGACAGGGGAUCCGCGACGACGCAGACGAGCCGAGCAAGGCGCUCCGUCUAAUCAUUGGUCUCGGCGGCUCGCCCCUGCGCCAACUGGUUGCUCCGCCGAGCGUCGGGUGUGUCAUCUACGGAUACGUGUCGCGGUUGAUCUGCGGCGAAAAGCACUGCUUCGCCAUAACCCGGUACCACGACGACGAAGCCGUGCACUACACGGAUCUGAUGCGCACCAGCCGGGCCGUGUACGGAGAGGCGUUGGAUCUGCUGUACGCGGAACACACGAUUUCGCUGUUCGGGGUGGAAAUGGCGCGGUACUUCUGCCGCAACGCUAGCCCGGAGGGUAUGAAGCGCAUACGCUUUGCGCAUGUGGCGCUUAUCAUUCCGUCUUCGAGCUGGGAUUCCCCGUCGCAGAAGAAGAGUAUUAAGGAUACUAUGAAAUUACUGCGGCACUCGCUGCCACACUUACUGCAGUUAGAUAUUGAGGUGGCGGUGACGUGGGGACAGCCGAAGGACACGGGACUUUUCUGGAGCUGGUUGACGGAUGAUGGUGUGCUGGGGCAGUUCCGCGGGCUGGAGAAGUUCGUACUAAAAGCGUCGGCGUAUUUGCCGUUUACAAUGCGGCCCCGUGGGAAUUGCGAAGCGUGGACGCCGCAGUAUGAAUUACUAGAGUCGUGGGAUGAUGGGGAGUAUCAGGCGCUGAAGACAAGGGUGACGAGUUUGGAUGAGGCGAUGGCAUCCUCUUAAAUUAUUGUCUGGAUCUAUGUAGUGUCUUUAUCAUGCAUUACCCCCUACGAAUUAACAACCAUACCGUUAGGAGCGCUGUACACUGGAUCAUCACAUUAGAAAUUUAUGCUAUCUACCAG